Molecule: messenger RNA, 8067 nt
Organism: Coregonus sp. 'balchen'
Lineage: Eukaryota; Metazoa; Chordata; Actinopteri; Salmoniformes; Salmonidae
Source: the annotation of a GenBank genome assembly
AUGCAGCGCACGGACAGAAAUGCCCAGUGCCUCAACUGCGGUGUCCAGCUCAGGGGCCAUGUAAUGUGAUUUUCCCCUCUAAAAGGCACUAAUACUGAAGAAAGGAUCCCAACUUCUCUCCUACUUUCCCUACUUUAAGUAAUUGCUGAUCUGAAAGGGCUGGAUUGGUGAGAGCAGUCGGGCGAUAACUUUCUCUCACGUGAUUAAUACCUCAAAGAAGGAUGCCAAGACACACACAGGGAGAGGUGCAUUUUGGUACCUGCAGUCAGAACAGGCUGUAGUGAGGGAGAAGUGUGGCAAUAUGGAACUGACUGUUUUAGUUUUAGCAGGGCGGGUUGCGGUGAUGAAGUGUAGGAGACCGACUGGUUCUGCAGUAUUGGGUGCAGUAGAGCAGGCUGCAGUGGGGGAGUGUUGAAAGGGGAACUGAGAGAGCAGAGAUUCGAGUGGAAUGUUAAGAGACCACACCUCCCUGUAUCAUGCUACCACUACCAGCCACCCAAGCUCCACUAUCAUUACGCACUCACACCCCGUAAAGUUAGGCUAUAUCCCCCACACACACCACCGUUACUCUUAUCGUAACAUACGGUAGUCAAGAAAUCUGGAUGACUGAGAUACAGAACUAGAAUUAACUGGACUGGCGCCAUAAGUGGCUGAGUGGGCCGACUUUACCACCUGCUCUCCUGAGAGGUUUUAGGAAGAGGGUGUGGAAUUCUGCCCGUGUGUUUGGGGAGAGAGGGGGGAGAAACAGCGGUGCCAUUUGUCUGUCUGGGUUACCACCAUUGCUCUCUAGCCUAAUGUCUGUGUUCUGAGUCAGUAACACACACUAACCACACUCACACACACUACCCUUUCCGUCCCCCUGAGGGAAGUUAGGACCUCUCUGAGCUGGUGUAAAGGAAUAACUCCAGUGAGGCAGUAGACCUACUGCCAUUUCUCCAGCAGGUGUCAGCAGAGCGCUGCUUUAGAAAAAGCUCUCCUUACAGGGAGUUCAGUUUUUUUUUCAUAUGGACAUUUCAUAACACCAUCAUAUUAAUCAUGUGCUUUGGUGAAGUAACAGUACAGUUAGGCUAGAGAAAUGGCCAUCAGGCUAUAUGGAAGCCUUUUCACAUGAGUCAUCUAGGUGUGCCCCUUAGAUAUCCUGUACCUGAUAAAGUUUGAUGUGAAGGAAUGAAUGUGAAUGCGUGUAUAGUGAUGCCCCUGUCCCAUUGCAGAGAUGUAUUUACUACUCCUGCACUGGGGUAGGGACUGAUCACCCCCACACCUGUUGUGUUUGAGUGCAAUGCACUCAUGGCGUUCUGACGGGAAGGGUGCAAAAUUAAAUGGGUAAUCCUGCACAUCUGGAGACUAGAGUGUGUGUGUGUGUGUGUGUCUCUAAACCCUCUGUUGCCCUUUCCCCAGGUCUGCUCCUGCUACAGAAGGCUCUGCGCCUGGCAACCGCCGCCUACAACAGACACAGGCCCAAGUGGAUGAGGUACGACCCCCCCUCACCACACACACACACACCCUUCACUCUAAACAUACUCAGCAUACACAACUCUUACCACCUACAGCAGGAACUGCUCUCUUAUGAUUAUCAGCUGUUGUCAAACACAUUUAGGUCUGAAAAGAUUAUCUUCCUCAUCAGUAUGCAGCAAAUUCAUACUAGAUGAGAAGAUUAAAUGAGUAUGACAUCCUGCCAUUUAAUGUGUACUCUAUUUUUAGAAUGUUCACAUACUAUAAAAACAUUAUAUUCAUGCCUAUCGAUACGGCAGUAUGAGAAUCCAGCCACAGACCCAUCUUCAUUUCCUAGUUGUAGCCUUCUACCUCCCUGGUCCUGUACAGUUUCCCCAGCCUAGCACAGUUAUGUAGUCUCUGGCAGUGAGUCUCCAGAGUGUUUCUGUUAAACAGCAGACCGCCUGUGUAUCUGUUUAGAUGUCUGGGCCACACUGCCCUCAGGAAGAAAGGCUCACACACACAGGCACGCAGGCCCAAACAGAUCCUUCCCUAGCCCUUAUGCACUUGUGUAGAUGUGAGAGUAUUGGAUAGGUUAGAAAUAUUGUAAUAUUUCCAUUAAACAUUCUACAUUAGAAUUUCUAAUAGGCCUGGUGGAAUUUGUGGGAUUCAUUUGGUUGACUGUAGAAGUUACUAACUCUGCUGUAUUCAGGAAGAGCAUCCAUCAACCCUCUGCCUCACACGUGUCCCUCACACGCCUACCAUACCCCUUUACUCCACCCUAACCCUCAGCUCUGUCGCAGUCUCACAACUCUCGCUGAAGCUCUUGGCUUCCCUGGGCAUGUACAGUUGCUCCUAGCCAAGGAUUAUAUAAUAACUGGUAGUGUGUGUUCCAAGAAAUACAUGUUUGUUUUCAGUAGGAAGUCUUGUUUGUGUAUCAGACUGGACACAUACAUAGAGCUUGCCUAUAUACCUCAGGGCAAGGCAAUCACAUCUACCUUCUCUUUAGCUGUAUGUGGAUAAAAAGCCAUUUGUGCUCUGUCUCGCUCGCGUUCUCUUAUCGCUCUGUCUCUCUCUCUCUCCAUGGGGGGUAACUAGUGUACUUAUGCCCCCCCCCCCCCCCCUCCCAAUAACAUUAUCCCCUGUGUCCGACGCCUCCUGAUAGGCUGCUGGUCUCUUAUGUAAUACAUUUUGUCUCCAUGGUUAUGUAAUCACUGCAUGGGCAGGCACAAGCUGCCACCCCUCCCCUCUCAGUCUGUCUGGCGGGAGGGGCAGAUCAGUGGAACAUAUGGGUUAGGCUAUGUGCGCUUUGGGCAAAGAGAGAGCGAGAGUGUGCGUGUGGCAAGUUUGUUUUCUGGCGAGGUGUUCUGUUCCUUCUCUGUGGGCUUUAUUAUGCAACACUGAGCAUCUCAUUGAGACUGCAGCAUUGCUGUCCUCACACAGUGGAGGAUAUAGACAGUAUUGGUGUUGUCUCUGACAGGCCCUGCAUGGUUGUGCAUGAAGACAUUAAUUUCUUAUGCAGUCUAGACGGUCUCUGGGCUCGUAUUAAAAAAAAAACUCUCAGAAUUGGAGUGCUUAUCCAGGAUCCGGUCCCCCUGCCCUGUCCAUAUGUUAUUUAUUAUAAUCUGAAAGGCUAAACUGGCACACAUGUUCUCAUUUCAGCUCAACCUGAGUUUACUGCAGAAACUAACAAACUCUCAUAUAAAUGACUUUUUCCCAUUUUAAAAUGUGUGUGUGUAGGUGGUGGAUAUCAUGCGUGUGAAUGUGGACAAGGUGUUGGAGCGUGACUCGAAGCUGUCGGAGCUGGACGACAGGGCGGAUGCAUUGCAGGCCGGAGCCUCCCAGUUUGAGACCAGCGCUGCCAAACUCAAAAGGAAGUUCUGGUGGAAGAACUGCAAGGUGCAGUACACACACACACACACACACACACACACACACACACACACAACAGCAUAUUGAGAUGUGUGUGAUCUGUGCUCUCCAGAUGUGGGCCAUCCUGAUAGCGGUUAUAGUCAUCAUCCUGGUCAUCAUCAUCGGUGAGUAUAGCUCUGGGUGGAACAGUAUGGGUGGGUAGUAGUGCUGUGCGGGUUGACUCAGAACCUGCAGUCCCCACGGGUUUAGGGUCAUGAAAUAUUGUGUGGAAGAAGGGCGGGUGGGUGGCGGGCAGGUUGAAUAAAUAGAACAAUACCUUUAAAAAAUCCAUAAAUGUAGGCUAUCAUUCUUGUGCAAUUUAUAUCUCUAGGCUACAUUGAGGUUUUUCUUUAAGCCUAAAAUGUAGGGCCAAACUGUGCACGAGCCAAAUAGCCUACACACCAAUCGCCAAAUGCUUUUGGGAACAGGCAGAAAAAGUAAGGACAAUGUCAGAGUUUAAUUCAAUAAGACAAAAGCUGUGAAAUGGAGAGUUGAAAGUAGAGAGAAGGGAGGGCCAGAAAAGUAAUCUUUAGGAAAGAUUUAGUGAAGUGGUAAAAGAUCAUAGCAGGGAAUAUUAUUUGUGAUGAUUGAGGCGCUAUACAAAUUCCACAGUCACAAGAUGGGGACUUCAAAUAGGCCUAUGGCAAGUCAAGGGAACUUCAGCCUACUGUUCAACGUGAUCCCAGAGCAUUUCAUAUUAUUCUGUAUGUAAAUCCGAUACACUCCAUUUACUAUGAUAUUUUACAUUUCUUAAGGUAUGUAUUAAUUUGUGGAUCUCCAUCAUCCAUUUGUUAUAUGUUACAAAUUGCAAUUCGUAUACAAUGUUAUGAAUUUGCAACACGUAUGAUAUGUUACGAAUUCCAAUUUAUUGUUGCUAAUGUUAGCUCGAUGGCUAAUGCUAACAUUAGCUAGCUUUAGGAGUUGGGUUGAAGGGUUAUUUUUCUUUAUUAACCUUUAUUUUAACAGGGUGUCAUUGAGACCAAGUCUCUUUUUCAAAUAAGCCCUGCACAAUACAAACACACAUCAAUAGAAAACAAACUAAAUUGCAAAACAUUAUCAUAAAAAAACACAAUCUUCGCUUAGAGCAUUCCCCUCUGUUUUAAAUUCCAUAAAGGGCAACAGGCAUUGAAGCCUGAGCCUCCCCUGCAACACAUUGUACAUCUGUGGAGCAUAAAAACCAAAAGCAGCUCUCCCUAAAUCAGAAGCCACCCUUAGAACCUCCAGCACUAUCCAAUCUUGUGAUCUUGUACUAUAUUCUAUUGUUUUGACCUUGAUAAGUGUUAUGUAUGAGUUUCAAAGUAGCUAAAAGGUAGUAAGUAGUUCCUAAUUGCUAAAAUUGUCUGUGAGAUUCGAACAUGCUACCUUUGGGUUGCUAGACGUUCGUGUUAUACGCCUACCCAUCCACCCCGACCAAUCACACUACUUUAGUUUUUGCCUUAAAUAACCUUAUCUUAUGUUACCAUACCAAAUGUAACAUACUGUAUCAUACUAAUUGAAGUGUCCCGGAUUAUGUUUACUAUGCUACGUAUAGUGUAUGAGACCAAUCUGACUGUUCAGAUGGGUUAAAUGGAAACUGAAAUCUGGACACUGACUGUUGGUCUAUAACCUCUCACAUAGCCUUAAUUUUAACUCCUGCAGAAUUAAGCAUUUCUUGCCUCGGGAACAGGAGUGGUGUUAUAGGUUUAGUUUUUUUCCAUUUUAUGUUUUGAGGUUGGACUUGAGCACGUGUAGGGCGCACUGAUUAGUGUCACCUCGUUAGUCGGUAUGUGUUACACCUGUGCUGGUUGCCAUCUCGUUAGUGGGAAGGAGUUUCACCUGUGCUGGCCCAGGUGAUAUUUAAGAGUGGUUGGCCCAGUGCUCUAGUGGUCUUGAGAGAUGUGGAGGGUUAACAGCUUUAGUUGGCUCUCCCUAUUUUGACUUCUAGACAAACAAUCCUUUAUCAGAUUUUUUUGUUUUUGUUUUGCUCCACUUUUUGGUUUGUUCUGGUCUUAAGUUUGGUGUGGGUUUUUAUUUUGUUUCCCUCUUCUUGGGCAAAUUUAGUUGGGUGCUCAUGGUGGUGUCUUUUAGGUUCCAGUUGUUGUUGCUAGUAAACUUUCAGUGGACACCACCAUGAGUGUCUUUCAGAACCCCAUCUAAAACCCCACCUGUUUCGUUUUGGCAGUUGUAACUCUUUGUUAGUUCCCCCUUCUGUUUGAGCAACCAUUAUUUAGUUUUCUUGCUUGGGAACGUAACAGUGGAGAAAUUAUUUCAUUCUUUCAGCAUUUUGAGAGAAUGUGAAUGCCAGUUAGCACCUUUACAGACGGUCCCUAUAUUUAUCAGCAAUAUAAAAGCUGAUAUUCUUUAUUUCAACCAUUAUACAAUAUGCAUCCAAGGUGAACUGAAAUUGUAUCAGAAACAUUGUUUUCACAGCUUUCUAUUUCCUUACAACUGGUCAAACUGAUGUCAUUUGGACAUUUUGCACAGAAAAUAUUGGAGUUAUUGCAUUUUCUACCCGGUCCCUAAAUGUCAUUGCUCCACGAAAGAAGCAGAGAUGACAUCGGUGAAGUUGUCGGUCAACUAGAACUAGAUUGAAGCAUUAAUUUCAUUCUAUCGAUUUAUGACAGUCUGGUGAGCAAGGGUAUUUUGAUGACUGAAGAGAAGCUGCAUGUAUCUAAUUAUAGACAAGUUGACUAACAAAUAGCCUACCAAAAUGUUGGAAAUUAUAAGCAGAAACGAAUCCUGUACCCCACAGUCAAAAAGUAGUUUUGCCAUCUCUGACUGUAGCCUACAGCGCAUAUAUUUAUGGGUUGGGUGUGGGCCUUGGACUUUCACUUUAUCACAUAGUCGGCCGGUUGUGGAUGGGUUAUUAGAAACUGCGGGUGGGUUAUUAGCAGUUGCCGGGGGGGUGAACAAACGGCUAACCCGCGCACCAUUAGUGGGUAGGGCCAAUACUGGGAACAAAGGUUAUGACUAGGUUGAGUGAGGCCUAUGACUCUUUCCUUCAUGUGGUUGUCUGUGUGUGCCUAACUCCUCUCUGCCUUCUAUGUCAGUCUGGAGCACAGUGCCGUAAAGAAGCAGUUGUUGGAGGCGGAAGAGGAAUGGAGCGAAUGAUGGAGAGGAGCGAGUAAAGAGCUGAAUGUCUCAAACACGAUGUCUCAUGGUUUAGCCUACUGAGCUUCAAAGCCCAUUCUAUACAGCAGUUGUCUUUCUUUCUGAUCCCGGAGGGCCUAUCCAGUGAGAUUUAGAAUGAUACAUUGCAGAUAGAAAUGUAUUGCAUGGAACUGACACCAUUCUUCAUUCCAUGAUAGAAAGUCAUGUUCAUUUUGUACAGUACCUUUUCUAUCUGCAACUCUCUGAAUGUACCUGCUGAAUAGACUCCUGGUUAAACUAUAUAUAAAUGUCAGACACACACACACUGUGGCCCUCCAGCACCAGGAGUGAAGCACACUGCUUUGAAUUUCUCCCCGUUAUAUUUUUAUUUUUUGUUUUUAUUAAUAAUACUAAUAUAUUUGAUUGUGUGUGUGGCAGAGCGAGACAAGUCCCUGUGUGCUUUCCUGUUAGUCUCUACUGUAAUAUUGACCUGAUGUGCCAAGGAGUCACCCGCCACCCCCUUAAACACACACACACACACACACACACACCAGUGUGAAGUCCCACACCAGUCAUCAGAUCAGAACACCAAAUGACAUGGACUAUUGGAUUAUUAUAUCCACAAACAACUGGGCAUGGCUGAGAUUCAGUCUCAACCUUGUUCCCGUCUCUAAUGGGACUGGGUGUGUGUGACCCUAAAUAUGUGGGCUUGAGUUCAGAGAAACUCCCAAGAUGCCAAGACAGGCACACAAGCCUUGUUUCUUUUCUGUUUGUCAGUCAUUUUGGUCGAGCAGACUAUGAUACUGCCACUGCCAUCAGUGCCACUCCUGUCAUAUAAAAAUAGGGCCUUAAGUAGUGAUUCAUGUCAAAGCACCAAACAAUAGAUAUCAGGCAAAGAUGGGGGAUGACAUUUCGGCUGCCUUGAACUUAAGAAACACAGCCAAAAGACAGCCAAGCCUUAUCGAACCAACAUACAGAACCAGCAGUGCCUUUUCAAUGGUCUGCAUAUUCAUGCCCGCACACACAUACAGGCACUAAUGGUCUUCUUCUCUGCAGGCUCCUGCUAUCCUUCAUAUUAUGCUACUCACCAAGUCCACUCACCGCUGUAUGAGAAUUCUAGAACCGUUCAAAUUUUUUUAUUAAUUUGAUGCCAAUAAAUGUAUUUGUUUUUGUUCCAUAAAUAUCUUUGCUGUGUAGUGUUACUAAUCUUAAGAGAGAAACUGUGUGGUUUAUUUUUCUUUGCAUACUGAAAUGCCUUUAGUUGCCAUGAUACAUUUGCUUCUGCAGUGAAGAGCAUCAUGGAUGUUUGGGAAGGAGGAACUGUCAGGAGCAUGUUCAGUAUGUGUCACCCCCUUUUAAAGGGUGCCAAAACCAAGGGCCUAUUCUCUGGGGUGCAACUCUAUGGAUCCUUCAGAGGUGUAUUGCAUAGAACCAAUGUCACUGUCUUGUUGAAGAGUGAAUUUUGUUCAAUUCAUUACAUUUCUAUCUGAAGUGCUCUAAAGAUGUUUGAACUUACUGAAUAAACUCCAGCCCUGCCAAAUAAGCCUUACCCAAGUCUACCCCUCCCUGUGUGAAUAUUAGAAAGAAGUGCAAUUGUACUAUGUGGCUUUACAAUGUUGUCUUGCUUGAAUAAAAACAGAUUUAACUAUCACACAA